GCUCCAUUCCUCAGAGCAGCAGGCGCCCAGUCAGCGCAGCUCUCUCCUGCCGCUACGGAGAGGACGGGAGUUGAUGCUUCUUUUUUUCCACCUCCACGUUUUCUCGGAUUUACCUUCAUCCCGCAAACAUGAGACUUAUUUUCGUUGUCGUUGCGGCUUUGCUGACAGAAAGUCUAGCGCUUCCCGUGGGGAAAGAGGGGCAGAGAGAAGACGUGGUAACACGAUGCUUGGUUGAAGUCCUGUCCAAAGCGCUCUCCAAACCGGACUCCCAGCUGGAUGAGGAAUGCAAAGACAUCCUCCAAGCAGGGGUUAAACAUGCCCCACUGGACAAGAAGAGUACUGAAGAGAUAACAGUCAAAGGUCAACCUGAAGAACCUGAGGCAAAGGGAGCAGAUGUGAAAGACAUCGAGGCUCUCCUGAAAUCCGUGGAGGAAAAACGAGAAAUCCCAGAAGACGAGCGCAGCCAAGAAUCCUGGAGUCUGGGUGACGAGAAGGAGAAGAGACACGAGAACGAAGAGGAGGAAGAGCGUGAGAAGAGGGGCACCAGCUGGAGGCCAAGGUACCAGCAACGGAAAUACAAACGAGGAGAAGAUGAGGAAGAUGAAGACUAUGAGGACGAGCGUGAGAAGAGGGGCGCCAGCUGGAGGCCAAGGUACCAGCAACGGAAAUACAAACGAGGAGAAGAAGAGGAAGAUGAAGACUAUGAGGAAGAGCGUGAGAAGAGGGGCAGCAGCUGGAGGCCAAGAUACCAGCAACGGAAAUACAAAAGAGGAGAAGAUGAAGAAGAAGAAGAUGGUGACAAUGAGGAAGAGCGAGAGAAGAGGGGCACCAGCUGGAGGCCAAGAUACCAGCAACGGAAAUACAAGCGAGGAGAAGAUGAAGAAGAAGAAGAUGGUGACAAUGAGGAAGAGCGAGAGAAGAGGGGCACCAGCUGGAGGCCAAGAUACCAGCAACGGAAAUACAAACGAGGAGAAGAUGAAGAAGAAGAAGAUGGUGACAAUGAGGAAGAGCGAGAGAAGAGGGGCACCAGCUGGAGGCCAAGAUACCAGCAACGGAAAUACAAACGAGGAGAAGAUGAAGAAGAAGAAGAUGGUGACAAUGAGGAAGAGCGUGAGAAGAGGGGCAGCAGCUGGAGGCCAAGAUACCAGCAACGGAAAUACAAAAGAGGAGAAGAUGAAGAAGAAGAAGAUGGUGACAAUGAGGAAGAGCGAGAGAAGAGGGGCACCAGCUGGAGGCCAAGAUACCAGCAACGGAAAUACAAGCGAGGAGAAGACGAAGAAGAAGAAGAUGGUGACAAUGAGGAAGAGCGAGAGAAGAGGGGCACCAGCUGGAGGCCAAGAUACCAGCAACGGAAAUACAAACGAGGAGAAGAUGAAGAAGAAGAAGAUGGUGACAAUGAGGAAGAGCGUGAGAAGAGGGGCAGCAGCUGGAGGCCAAGAUACCAGCAACGGAAAUACAAGCGAGGAGAAGAUGAAGAAGAUGAUGACAAUGAGGAAGAGCGUGAGAAGAGGGGCACCAGCUGGAGGCCAAGAUACCAGCAAAGAAAAUACAAACGAGGAGAAGAAGAAGACUACGAGCGCAGUCAGGAGACUUGGGGUGUUGAGGAGAAGAGAUCAGAAUCAGAAGAAGAAGGCGAAGACAAAGAGAAGAGGAACUGGAGACCUGGGAGGUUCCACCAGAGAAAACACAAACGAGAUGAGGAACCUUUAGGAGAAGAGGGGGAGGAGCCAGAGGACGACCGCAGCCAAGAGUACUGGGAUGUAGACAAAAGGCAUGGCAACGAGGAUGAGGAGGAGAGAGACAAGCGCAUUUGGAAACCCACACAUCGCUACCACCACAAGAAGAAGCUCCACAAACGUGGUGACGAGGAGGUAGAUGGAGAUCGCAGCCUGGAAUAUUGGGACUUUGAUACCGGAAGAGAGAAGAGAGACUGGAGGGCCGGCAGGUACCACCAAAGGAGACACAAGCGUGAUGAAGAGCUCUCAGAGGAAGCCAGGGAAGAGCCAGACGAAGAACGCAGCCAGGAAUAUUGGGACUUUGAUACUGGAAGAGAAAAAAGAGAUUGGAGGGCCGGCAGGUACCACCAGAGGAGACACAAGCGUGAUGAAGAGCUCUCAGAGGAAGCCAGGGAAGAUCCGGAUGAAGAACGCAGCCAGGAAUAUUGGGACUUUGAUACCGGAAGAGAGAAGAGAGACUGGAGGGCUGGCAGGUACCAUCAGAGGAGGCACAAGCGUGAUGAAGAGCUCUCAGAGCAAGAGAGAGAAGAGCCAGAUGGGGAACGCAGCCAGGAAUCAUGGGACUUGGACAAAAGAAGUGGAAAAGAAGAGGAAGAAAUAGAGAAGCGCAUAUGGAAACCAACACACAGAUACCACCAUAAAAAGAAACUUCACAAACGUGGCGGAGACUCCUCAGAAGAAGAGGAAGGACAGAGGGGUGAUUCAGAGGAAUAUGAGGACGAGGCAAAGGACAGGGAUGAAGCUUUGAGGUAUCUGGCUCAGGGAGAGAAGCGCAAUCCCUGGAUUUUCAGAGGCUACUACCAUCCUGCGUGGUUUAAAAGGGAUUUAAACGAGCACACUGCAACCUCAAACAAGAUGGACGAAGUGACCAAGUUGCUGAACUAUAAGAUGAACCAGCUGGCCAACCACUCUAAUCAGGAGGAAACAAAGAGGAGCACGCACCAGAGAGCACUUACUGCGCAGGAGGAAAAAGAUCUGGAAAACCUUGCAGCGAUGGACAUGGAGUUGCAGAAAAUCGCUGCCAAGUUGCAUGACAACAGUACAUAAACCAGGAUGGACAGCAUUUAGUUUCACUACCAGUUUACUGCUGUCUUACUGUAUGUCUGCCAGUUUAGUGUGAUUACAGUUUUGAAAAAGACAAAAAAAAAAAUCAAAAAAAUCCUGGAGCCUUGCCAAACACAUUUUAUCAACUUGUUUAUUAUGGUAUUUGUGAUAUUUUGAUGUUAUCAAAUUAAUCAGCAUGGGAAUGGUUUUGAUGUUUAUAUAUGUAAUAAGAGGAACUAUGAAAAUAAUAUAUAUCUGAGAGAAAUUAUUGUGAUCUCAAGAGUUUGUUCAUUCUGCAGUCAAUAAAAGAAGUUAUUCUGGGACCAAACAAAUAUCUCUAAUUAUUUUUUGAUGAAAAAAAAAAGAAAAAAAAGAAGCGUACACACAUCAGGCUCUUUACUACUGCUUUUUAAUUCUGUGCAGAUACAGACGUACCCCACAGUGAAGCUGCAUUAGCAACUACAUCAUAUAUAAAUGGCACUUUCUGCAGGGAUAACAAAAUAAAAAAAA
Molecule: messenger RNA, 3290 nt
Organism: Larimichthys crocea (large yellow croaker)
Lineage: Eukaryota; Metazoa; Chordata; Actinopteri; Sciaenidae
Gene: chgb
Product: chromogranin B
Exons: 7
Coding region: 129-2783 (884 amino acids)
Cellular component (GO): secretory granule
Source: RefSeq, a predicted model, not a curated record